Messenger RNA from Mizuhopecten yessoensis (Yesso scallop), 4731 nucleotides. Its product is annotated as CD209 antigen-like. The coding region runs from base 212 to 892 and encodes 226 amino acids. The record is from RefSeq and is a predicted model, not a curated record. Lineage: Eukaryota; Metazoa; Mollusca; Bivalvia; Pectinida; Pectinidae. The transcript is spliced from 5 exons.
CAGAUAUGCGUCGUUACGCAGGUUGGGGGGCGAGGAAAGUGAGGGACAGGAUGCGCUGUGUUAUACCACUUCACAAUUUCUUCCUUGUACACACAAUACUAUUUCACGUAUAGUUAUACCUCGUAACGGACUAAACUCUAAAGUUUGAUUGUCCACCAGGUAUCGAGCUUUAAGAUACUGUGCUAGCACGCACGCAGCAUUCUACGUGGAAAUGUUUCAUUCAAUAUUCGCCUUCGUAUUUGUCGUCUCGUUCUGGAGAGUAUUACACGGACAGCAACUUCCGUCUGAUCGCCGGGCGAGGUUAGAGGCCGCUCUCUUGGAACAGAGUAUACUGGAGAACAUCAGGCCACUCGUGAAGCAACUCUGCUCAAGCGAAUCCUCCACUGACCACCGGUACUCCAGCCAUCGGUCAGAAGUCCAGUCCCUGACCAAUCGCGUGGACGCUUUGGAGGAAUGGGUUCUGUCACAAAAGAUAAGACAACAAAAGGAUAACUGCACCACCCGUUUUAAAAAGAUAGAUCCUGCACCAGAUGUACAUGUUUUUGAGGGUGUAUGCUAUUAUGUUAACAGUUCUAGACAGACAUGGAACGACUCACAGACUACAUGUCAGCUGGCUGGGGCAAACCUGGUGACGUUGGCGAGCAAGCAGGUCCAGGACUUCAUUCUAGGUCUGAUGCAAAAUAAUUCGGGUGAGCGAUUGACUAGCGUGUGGGUGGGCGCCAAACAGCUGUGGAGCAGUGACGAUGACGACACUGUCGAUGAUUUUUCCGGACGGGGAACAGAUCAACCUGACCUAGGAUCUCUUUGGGGCUGUCCCGUAAUUACUCUACACGACCUGACCUCGCAUCAUGUAAACUGUAUUCAUAACCUACCUCUUGCCUGCGAACUGUGAACAGUGAAGUUAGUUAUCACUUUAACUACAGCAUUAUAUUAACAGUUCCAAGUGUAAUUGACUCAAUCACCUAUGUUGAGGGCAAUGUCAUUACCAAUCAAUCAAUCAACUUUAUUGCAUUUUUACAUCCAAUUUACAAGGAUCGCGCUGCAAACAUCAAACAAAAAUUGAUACUAUAUAAUGGACAGCAAAAACUACAUACUUAUGCAUUCUGCAAGCCUGCCUUCCUCAGUUCAAAUGACUUUUUAAUAAAGAGGCUUAUUUCCUGCAAAAGCUGUGGGUCAUUAGGUGACAAUAAUAAUAUUAAAUUUUGUAGAUCAGGCAAUAAUGGGUUAAUUUUAUUUUUUUGGAGAAACGAAGUCCUGAUAUUUAAAUUUAUUUUGCAUUUAAAUAUAAAAUGUACUUCAUCUUCUACAGUAUUGCAGAAUUAACAUAGUCGGGAUUGUCGAGGAAUCUUUUUAGAUCUACCAGCCUCAAUUUCUAAAUUGUGGUUGCUUAGUCUCAGCUUUGCCAUCAAUUUUCUAUAUUCAAAGUUGGGUAACGAUAGGUAGUGUUCCUCUGCAUACUUUUUUUUUAAUUUUACUGUAUAGAAAUAACUUACUAUUUUCGUCCAAACUAUGCUUUUUUCAAAAAAGUAAGACUCAAAUUUAGCAUGUAUCGACUUUUUAAACAAUAGUUUCAUUUUCCUUUUCUUUUUUGCAAAGAAUGGGUCGUGAUGAAAGUCAUAGUUAAUAUUAUUAUUCUUUUUUAUUUGGGAAACAUAUGUAAACCAUCUACAUAUCCCAUUUUCGUGGAGUUGUUUAUUUACUUUUAACGACUCCUUUACAAGUACAUUUAUAUCAUUUUCUGUAAUCCUUGCCAAAUAGCACAAUGCUUGAGUAUUCACAAAACAGUCCAUGGUAUACUGACCCAGUUCUGCCCUCGAUGGAACAUUAACAGCGUAUUUUCCAACUCCCAACGCCAUUUUGCAGAAUUUGAGGUUGAUUUGUUCAAUAGGUGUUUUAUCAAGUAGAGAAAAUGUCUGAAGAUGUAUGGUUUAAAUCUGCUCUUUUGCUUGCAUUUACAAUCUUUUGAUAGUGGUCUGCAUACCAUAUUUCAGAGUUGUAUGUUAAUAUUGGUCUUAUUAAGGAAUUAUAUAACUUCUUCCAUAGCCAAAUUGGCAUAUCAGCUAUUUUAUUUAGAUAUUGCCUAAUUGCAAAUAGAACUUUCUUACUUUUUGCACAAAGUUCUUUAACUGCUAACGUGAAUUUACCGUUGUUACAAAGCGUUGUGCCUAAGUAUUUAUAUUCGGCAACUUGUUCAAUUUCCUUAUUAUUAAAUAAAAACGGGUUUACUUUCUUGCUAGUUGUUUGGACACCGCGUCUAGAUUGAAAAGUCAUUGCUUUAGUUUUAUUAGUAUAAGCUGAGAGCUGCCAUUUAGUGCAAUACUUUUCAAGGUCAUUUAGAGAUUUCUGAAGACCCUCAGGGGAUUCUGAUAAAAUCAGUAAAUCAUCUGCAAAUGAUAAGCUACCGACAUUGAUAUCUCCCAAUUUUAGCGGAUUGUUACUUAGUAUAUUUGACAAGUCGUUUAUGUACAUGUUAAACAGCGUAGGACUUAAACUAUCGCCUUGUUUAACACCCCUAACGAUAUCAAAAUAUUCAGUGGUAAAUUUUUUAAAUUUUAACGAGGAUUGGGUUUUAGUAUACACGUCAUUUACUACAUUAAACAAGUUUCCCCCCACAUUAUUUUGAGCAAGUUUAUACAUUAAACCGUCUCUCCAUACACUAUCAAAUGCUUUGUUAAAAUCAACGAAACAGGCUUACACUUUAUUUUUGGAUUGUUCAUAUUUAGUCAGUAAGGUUUUUAGAACAAAAAGAGUAUCAGUUGUUCUACUAUGUCUUCGAAAACCGAAUUGAUCUGGACUAAUUGUUUGUUGCAUAAAAGUAGUAAGUCUUCUAUUUAAAAUGCCGUUUAAUACUUUCGCCAAGCUACUUUGGAGGGAAAUGCCUCGAUAGUUGUUUAGCAAAUCGGAUUCUCCUGACUUUUAAAGAGGGAGUAAAAAAGAUUUAUUCCAAGAACUUGGGUAGCAACCCGUUUUCAUGAUAGCGUUAAAAUAAUUUGCUAAAAGUGGUAACAUUACAUUUAAAGAAUAUUUAAUAAUUUCAUUGCUGAUAUAAUCUGGGCCAACUGAUUUGCCAGUCCGUAGUAGUUUAAUAACUUCUUUUAUUUCUCUUAUAGUUAUAGCACCAUUUGUUAUAUUAUUGUGCUGAAGUUGCUGUUUUAAUUGACUUAGUUUCAGUUCAAUUCCUUUUUUGAAUGUUGUAUCAUUGCACACAUUUUGGUUUCCCAAGUUUUUAAAAUGUGUAACGAACUCUUGCCAAUUCGGAGGAUCUUCAAGAUCAUCCAUGCUCUUUGGUUUAAGUGAUUUUAACACAUGCCACAGUUCCUUCGAGUCGUUAUUCGGGAUUUCAUCAAUUUUGUUCCAUAAAGUUUGCUUUAAUGUUUUCUUUUUCCGUCUUUUCAUUUUUUUAAGUAGUUUAGCAAAAUAUAGAAACUUCAGUCUUAGUUGAGAAUCAUAUUUUGAUUGUUUCAAUCUAGUUCCCAGAUUUUUGACAGUUUUCCGAAGGUCAAAGAAUUCUUAAUCUGUCCAAAGUGCCUUUUUAAUUCGUUUUGGUCUAUAUCCCUUUCUUUCUAUAAGAUACGUACAUUUAUCUUGUAUUUUAUCAUACAUGCUUGUAAUAAGCGACGUGGCGUUCUCAAUCCCUACAGAACUAGGGGGAAUGUUCAUGGUUUGGAGUUCUAGUAUGUCAUUUUUUAUAGUAUUGUCUUCCAACACGUUAAUUAACUUAUUAUUGGAGUCUUUUUGCCAAUGAUACAACUUUAUGAUUGAUUAAUUGAAUUUAAAUUCAUAUUUUGCUCAUUCUUAAUAUCGAUGUUAAUCAUAUCUAGAAUUAUUUACUACCUAAAAAUAAGAACGCAAGCAGUUGUUAUUGUACAGGAAAAAGGAACAAAAUGAAAAAGAAGUAUUCAUUAGUAUGCGAAACAAUAUGAAAUACAAUGUAAUAAUUGUCAUGUACUCCACUGUAUACUUACAUGUGAACAAUCAAAAAUAAAAUAUGAUAAAAAAAACCAACACUUUAUGUUGUUAGUUUCCACAUUCUCGACCGAUUUCACAUAGCUAUCAGAUAUUUUACAUGCUAGUAUAGUAACUGUUUGCACAUCAUCGGAUAAGUAUGUUGGCUCCUGCACAAUAAAAUAGUCAACUGAGGAAAGCAGACUUUCACUUGUCAAGACAUAAUCUACCACACUACAUCCAUUAUGUUUUAUACAAGUGAAAUUUCCAAGUAGAUCACCUAAGAAUCUACCAUUUAAGAUCCUUAGUCUUGUAGAGACACAUAAAUCUAGUCAUUGACGACCUUGUACAUUGGUGAUCUUAUCUAGAGAGUUUCUAUUUUUCGUGUCACGGUCAAUAGUAUACAUGGGCAUGCAGCAAUGGUGAUAUAUGUGCCGAUAUACAUCAUCAUUUUCUUGAAAAUCAUGUAAACAUCCAGUUCUUGAAUUAAAAUCGCCCGCAAGAAUGACUUCACCGACCACGUUAUAAUUUGAUAUUUCGUUCUCAAUCUCCGAAAAAUCAUCUUCAUAGUAAGGGGAUGAAACAGGUGGCACAUAAACGGCACAUAUAUAGAGUUCAAGUUCAAGUUCAAUUUGUUUAUUUAAGUGUCACAUAUCACAAUUACAUUUAUGUUCAUUAAUACAUAUAAAAUACUUGUACAAAAUAUAAAUCAAUUCCAUUGGUACAUAUAAAAUACUUGCAGUUGGCUGUUUCCUAGAACUUAAAAUAGUUUGUUUAACAUAAAAA